AUGGAUGAGAUAAGGAAUCUGGUUUGGAAUGGUGCCAUAAAUGUGAAAUUAACUGUUAAGUCCACAUUACUAAUUGCAGGUGUAAAAAAAGAGCGAUGCUCUUUGAAUAUUCGAAUUCCAAGGGACAUUUAUUUACCAAUGUACUUACCAUUCAUGAAAAAUCAAGUUAAAGACUAUUUGAAGGCAGAUAUAGAUGAUAGAGAGCUCUUCGUGUGGUUUGAAUACGAAAAUGUGCCUUUAUACUGGAAUUACCCAGUUGGAGUACUCUUUGACUCUAUGACAAGUUUGAUUCCAUCGGGAAGAAAACGCGGCGAUACUUCUUCAUCAAUUAAUAUGUGGACAAUAGAACUUGCAUAUGGUCCGCAAGCUCCUUCUGGAGUUCUUCCAAUCGUCAAAGGACAAGAACAAAUCCAGGGCUAUUGGAUGCACCAAUGGAAGCAAGUGUGCUUCAUCCUAAAUGGUUCAGCUAAACAGAUGAUGUCCUUGGCAAUGUACGACUCAAAAAAAUUCUGGGAAAGUGUCAUUAAAAGAGAUAGGAAAUCAUUUGAAUUUAUUGCAACAAAAAUCAUACCUGCAAAACCUCGUCAUAUUCCCGUAGUCAUUCAUCAAUCUUUACCGGAGAUGCAAAUUAUGCAACCCGUCAUUUCGGCUUUUCAGGCCGAUCAGCAUGAGGAAACAUUCAUGGAUGUUCUUACUCAUCUCUUACCUGUACUAUUUGAGAAAAAAGGUAGAGCACCGAUUAAGAUUGUGUGUUCCGGUAUUGAAAUUCCGCUAGAAGCACAUAUUUACGAAACCUACCUCCGAUUUUUUAGCUUUGAUGGAUUUUUGCAUAUUUCAUUAUGCCUACUGACUGCAAAUGAAGUGGCCAUAGAGGGACUCGAGAACUAA
Zygotorulaspora mrakii is the source of this 888-nucleotide messenger RNA. RefSeq names its product Atg5p (gene ATG5). Gene Ontology annotation, biological process: nucleophagy; autophagy of mitochondrion; C-terminal protein lipidation. Lineage: Eukaryota; Fungi; Ascomycota; Saccharomycetes; Saccharomycetales; Saccharomycetaceae. The transcript has a single exon. Gene Ontology annotation, cellular component: Atg12-Atg5-Atg16 complex; cytoplasm; phagophore assembly site membrane. Bases 1 to 888 code for a protein of 295 amino acids. The record is from RefSeq and is a predicted model, not a curated record.